UUAAAUAAAAUACUAUUAUUUUAUAUUAUCUUGGAUUUCUUAUUUAUUUUUAAUAUUUAUUUCAUUUGUACAAACCGAAUCGAAUAUCCAUUUAAAAAUAUAAUUAAACUCUAUUUUAGUAGUCUCCCUUUUAAAUUCUAUGGGAUUCAAAAAGUGAGAGAGUGGACAAUUCAAAAAGCUGUUAUCUCUCUCCCAACUCUUAUUCUUCUUCUCUCUCGUCACAUCAAAUCCAAACUGUGUAGUAGUAUCUGUUCUUUCAAGUUCCUUUGCUGCUUUCUGCACUCUCUAUUUGUUUAAACUUUCACCGAUUUCAAUUUCUCAAUUGUUUUGUGUUUUGAGGAACACAAGACACACCAUUCCCUAGUGAGAUUGGUGGCUUUUAGGGCUAGCUAUAGCUAGAACUUCUCUAACUCUGCAGCAUUUCUGGGUUCUUGUUUCCCGUUGCUACAUUUUACUCUAAACGUCUCAAAAUCUUUCCCUUUUCAUUGAUUUCUAGAAUAAAAACCCAAUUUUGAAUGUGCCCAUGAGUGCAAGUUGAAGUCUUUAGCAUCCCAAAGUAAGCUUAAUAGCUCUGUUCUGUAUUAUCCUGUGGUGUCCACUUCUGAGUCAUAUCAUACUUGGAUGGAAUAAUAAAAAAAAAUGGAGGUUGUAGAGAGGAAACGAUCAAGAGGAGGGUUUUUAAAUCUAUUUGAUUGGCCUGGAAAAUCACGGAAGAAGAAGCUCUCAUCUUCCGGCAGCUUGGAACUCUCAGAAGAACCAAAGCGGACGAAACAGAAUGCUCAAAACCUCUUGAAGCCUUCUCUCUUGAGUUUUCUCAAUACUAUUAUUACCUCUGUUUAUGUCAAGGGCCUCUUUGUCUCUUCUUCAGUUUUGUUUCGUGUUUUAUUUAGUGUAAUAUGAAAAUUUUAUGCAGAAUGAGGUUGAUGAGAUUGGCAAGAAUUGGAAUUACAACUCAAGAAGUGACUCGAGCUGUUGUGCAUCUUCUGUUACCAGUGACGAUGGUCAGGGAACAAGAGCCCCUAGUGUUGUUGCAAGGCUCAUGGGUUUAGAGUCUUUACCGGUACCAAAUGUCAAAGAGCUUGUUCUUGAUCCAUUCUUCUUCAGACAUUCAAGAAACACAAACAAAUGGAAUGCAUAUGAGAAUCUUGGCUAUGUAAAUCUCCGUAGUGACUAUGAUGACCGCAACAUGCCGGUUGAGAGGUUUCAAUCCGAGACUUUUCCUCCCAGGUCAGCUAAACCGAUCUCUGUUGCCAAGAAUAGACUCUUGUCUCCUAUUAGGAGUCCUGGGUUGUUUGUCCCAUCCAGGAAUCCAGUUUAUGUAAUGGAAGCAGCUUCAAGAAUGAUUGAACCAAGUCCUAGGAUGGUUACUAGAACCCGGUUUUCUUCGCCAUCAGAUUCUCCUUCAUUAGUUCCUAUGAGGAUUCGAGAUUUAAGAGAGAAACUAAAAGCUGCAAAGAAAGUGUCAAGCCGCCAAGUCUCCUCUAAUAAUACCUUCAACGAGAAGAGAGCAUCAACAUCAGUCACUACCAAAAGUAGUCCUGAUGGUUUGAAGAGUAAAGCGAGGCCACCUCAUGUACCUGCAGCACAAGCAAAGGCCAGCACAACGCCCUUACGUGUCAUUAGAAACUCUCCAAGCCAUAAGGAGAAAGCAGAACCUAAAAAGCGCAUCGUCAAGAGUGGGCUUAAGCAGAAGAAUGAACAGAAACAGAACUGCAAGGACAACCAACGGUUAGUAAGCAAGGUUUCAGUGGAGCGUGGAUCGAUAUCAAAGCAGUCCGGUUUGAGAAGUGAACCGGCAGGAAAGAAUGCUUCUCCAUCUUUGUCGCGCAAAAUGACUCUUCCCCGGAGCAAGAAACCACCAAAUGGGAUGCAAGAGUGUGGAAUCAAAAGGGGUGAAAGUGUGAUAAAAUGUAAUAUUGCCAGUGAUGGUGGCUUGCACUCAGGGAAAGAUGAUCGGAGAAAGGAAGUAGAUGUGAUUACAUCCCCGGUUAAAGGGUUAUCAUCUGAUUCACUAUCCUCCACUCAAGUAACUGAUCAAGACACAGACUCUGCAGCUAGUUUCGAUAUGUUUGUAGGUGGCAAUCCUUUAAAGCUCAGAGAGCUGACUUCUAAGCUUGAGUCUUCUUCUAGCUGUUGCCUGACACAAGAAGAGUCUUCACGUUGCAUUGCAAAGGAUGGGGUGAAUGCUAUGUUUUCAUCUUCAUCAGAGAGUGAGUCUAUUUCUGACAAACAAAAACUUCAGAUGAUGCAUGCAGAAGAGCAUGAAGUUAGCACUGUAACAGAACCAGAUGAUCUCAGAAGCUCUUGUAGCAAGGGCUUCUCAGAUUGCAGACAAACCACAAAAAGGCUAGACUGGGAGGUUGAGUACAUAUGUGAGAUCAUCGGUUCUGACCAACUUAUGGUGAAAGAAUUCGCUUUGGGAAUGGAUACUGACAUAUUACCUGCGAGCCUCUUUAAAGAACUGGAAGGCUGUGGAGAACCAGAAGCAGCAGCAGCAGCCAAGCUGAAGAGAAAGACACUGUUUGAUUUUGUCAAUAAGAGUUUAGCGGUCAAAUGCGAGCAGAUGUUUAGGGGUAGCUGCAGAGGGAUAUUGUGGAGAGAGGGGAUUUUGUUUGAGCAUAGAGAUUGGUUAGCAGAAGAACUGAACAGAGAGAUUCACGGGUUGAAGAAGAUGAGGGAGAUGAUGAUGGACGAGCUUGUUGAGAAAGAGAUGAGCAGUUUAAAAGGGAGUCGGCUUGAUUUCGAGAGAGAGACUUAUGAAGAAGGUGUUGACAUUGAGGGAGAGAUGGUCUCUAAGUUGGUUGAUGAUUUAGUUAAUGAGCUUGUCUCGGUGUUCAAAGAAGAACAUUGAAAGCCAAGGAAAAGGGUUGGUUUCUUCUUUGUUUUGAGUCUGAUCUUUCUCUAUGCAUUGUUGAAAGCUUAUGGUCUGUGUUUCAUUCAUGUGAUAGUUUCUCUGACAUGAGAAUUGAGAUAAAGUGGAAAGUAGCCAAUGUUGAGUAGCAUUCUCCCCCAAUGUAAUUCAGGAGCAUUCCUUUUAUUUUUUUCUAUUUUUUUUCAAAAUUUAUCCUGUAUUCUUGAAGAUCGGAUUAAAUGCAAAUAGUAUGAUACAUGUUCUGAUAAAA
Molecule: messenger RNA, 3122 nt
Organism: Brassica napus (rape)
Lineage: Eukaryota; Viridiplantae; Streptophyta; Magnoliopsida; Brassicales; Brassicaceae
Exons: 5
Coding region: 908-2851 (647 amino acids)
Source: RefSeq, a predicted model, not a curated record